UGUUCUGUACCAGGAACAUGGCAAAGCUUUGAGACUGGUAGCAUUUGUCAGCCAAAGCUUGUCGCCCUCUGAGCGAAACUAUCCCACUCACAAGUUGGAGUUCCUCGCGCUGAAGUGGGCGGUGGUGGACAAGCUGAGCAAUUACCUGUACGGAGCCAAGUUUGAGGUGAGAAUGGAUAACAACCCUCUCACUUAUAUUUUGACUUCGGCUAAGCUGGAUGCCACAGGACUUCGGUGGCUGGCGGUCUUGUCUGUAUAUGAGUUCAGCCUGAGGUACCGCCCAGGAAGCAAGAAUGUCGAUGCGGAUGCUUUGUCACAUCGGGAGCCGGGGGAACAGGAGAAGGACGAGGAGUGGGAGAGUGUCCCUGCCCCUGGAGUGAAGGCGAUGUGUCAGUUUGCUAUCACAGUGAAGGCCGAGGGAAGAGGAAGGCUGGAGCGAGCCGUGGACCACUUGGGGGUUUUUGACGAUGCCAUACACCUAGCUUACUGUGACCUGACCGUACUGCGGACUAAGCAGUUGCCAGAACUGAGUCCGGGGGAAGUGGCAGCUGCUCAGCAGAGUGACCCGGGUCUUGGCACUGUGUGGAGAGUGGUAGAGAAGGGGGAUGUGGAUUUGGUUGAUAAGGGGAAACACCCGUUCGUGCCUCUGUUACUGAAGGAGUGGUCUCGGAUAAAAUUAAAGAACCAAAUCUUGUACCAGGUAACGGCCGUUGGCAACUGGUCCUGCCGGAGAAGUAUCGGCAGACUGUACUCCAGGCCUUACAUGAUGAUUCUGGACACUUGGGGGUGGAAAAGACUUAUGGAUUACUCAAAGACCGGUUCUACUGGCCCCGGAUGAGGGGGAGGUUGAAGAAUACUGUAGGAAAUGCAGUUGUUGCAUCCGGAGGAAGACCCUGCCAGCGUCGGCGGCUCCACUGUCGCACUUGCAGAGUGCGGGACCUCUGGACCUGGUGUGUAUGGACUUUCUGUCGAUCGAGCCUGACACCAACAACACCGCAAAUGUUUUAGUCAUCACCGAUCAUUACACUCACUAUGCUCAGGCAUUUCCCACUAAGGAUCAGAAGGCGACGACAGUGGCGAAGGUGUUAUGGGAGAAGUAUUUUGUUCAUUACGGCCUUCCCAGGCAAAUCCAUAGUGAUCAGGGGCGGGACUUUGAGAGCCGCCUUGUCCAUGAAUUACUGACUAUGCUUGGGGUUGAGAAAUCCAGGACUACCCCUUAUCACCCACAAGGUGAUCCUCAGCCAGAGAGGUUCAACAGGACCCUGUUGGAUAUGCUCGGGACGCUGGAGAUUGGGCAGAAAAGUAAGUGGAGUCGUCAUAUUGGACAAUUGGUUCACUGUUACAAUUGUACUCGCAAUGACGCUACAGGUUACUCGCCCUAUUAUCUGAUGUUCGGGCGGGAAGCGAGGUUGCCCAUUGACUUGUGUUUUGGGGUUGAAUUACCCGGGAAGUCCUAUCCAAAGUAUGUGUCCGACAUGAAAAGGGAGUUACAGCGGGCGUACGAGUUGGCCAAGGCGGCGGCUACCAAACAAAAUCAGAGGAAUAAAUGAGGUAUGACCAAAAGGUGAAGUUUGUCCAAUUAUUGCCGGGCGACCGGGUCCUUUUACGGAAUUUGGGAUUCCCUGGUAAGCACAAGUUGGCAGAUCGAUGGGCGGCCAGCCCCUAUGUAAUAGAGAGCCAGAUGCCAAAUCUACCAGUUUACCGGGUGAAACCUGAGGAUGGGAAUAGGCCUAUCAAGGUACUCCAUUGGAAUCACCUGCUGCCCCUGGGCCAAACAGUGUAGGUGGACAAGGAGCCAGAAUGGGAGGUUGUGCCUAGUACAAGGACUCUGCGAAGGCGCGGAGCGAGGGAAGAGCCCGCUGCUGAAGAGCGGGGACGGGUCCUUAACCGGGGAAUGGAUACCGAUUCAGAAGAGGACGACUCAGAUGAGUGGCCCCUGUUCCCAUUCGCUGGCAUUUCAGUACCAGAAGAGGAGGCUCCUGGCCCUUCCCAUACUGAGUUGGGUGAGAGGAGGGAAGGUGUUGAUGGUCAGAUGGAGAAGCAGCCAGCGUUGGGGGGAGAGAGGGUGGAACCCGAGCGUGAGUCGGAGGGUUCUCAGGUGAGGGGGGAUCCCCGUGAGGGAGGGAGUGAGGAUCUGACAGGUAGACCUGGGGUGUCCGAGGCAGAGGGUUCGCAGGUGAAGAGGGAGCCCAGUGAGGUGGAAGGGUUGGCAGAAGGGGUACGGAGAUCUCAGAGAAGAAGGCGCCCCCCCCGGAGCGGUUGACAUAUGUGGAACCAGGAGAACCAUGUGUGAUUUCUACUGCUCUGGGUAGUUAUGUCGCUGCUUUCUGCACCUGGGUUGGGUUUUGUGUGUUGCAAGAAGCUUUGGGGAACUCUGGUAGUGUCAUGAGGGCAUGACAUUUGCUGGUGGGGGGAGAAUGUACAAUGUCCUGUGUAUGUUACUCAAAAUGGCUUCUUUGGUUUGUUAAGUGUAGGAAUGCUUCUUUGUCUGAUAAGUGUUUCUCUCGCAGUUGUUUAACUUUAGACUUGCUGAUAUGGGGAUUGUAUUCAUUUGUUAACCAAUGGGGAAUGUUAUUUUGUCUUGUGAGGCUGGGAGCUUGGGGGGUUCUUGCGGGAGUCGGGAAGGAGAUGCCGAGGAUGGUGGACGCGCGCUGCACUGCUUGGUUGACCACCGGGGGUGGUCCCAGGUGCGAAGACGUGGAGGUCGGAGGAAAGUGACGAGGGGUCGAAUGGUUCGAUGGUUGAGCUCCAACGAUGUGCACUAAACUGACUGAACUUUGACAAGUUGGCGCCUUUUGCUUUUUCUUUUCUUUCAUAUAUAUUGUAUUGCCUAGUACUGUUUUAGUUUUAGUAAAAUCUUUAAAGUGUAUUUCAUAAAGGUAUCUAGUGUGAAUUUGAUACUGUGUGCAUGCGCGAGGCAUAAACUUGAUUCCCACAGCACCUGCAUGUACGGGAAGUGGGGUUGUUGAGUGGCUGGAUCUCAUUUUCCCCUAGACAUAUAGCAGCCUGUUGGGUAAGUGUUACACCUGUAAUGAUUUAAUGCUGAGAUUAGGAUAAAUAUCAGGACAAUGUUGCUUGUAUAUUUUAAACAAAUCUUAAUCUGAAUUUCUGAUGACUGUGCUCUGGAGUAUUUUGUCCCUUAUGCAAAUAUAGUUAUACUAUAUCUGGAUCUCAGCAGUGUGAGUUUGUUCUUGACUUCCAAUACUGCCAAGCUCUAUCUUUAUUAGCACAAAACAUGGUGGUUGAAGUACUGUCUACAUUAUCAUAUUUUGUAGUUUUCGAGUGAAUUUUUCCAUUGAACUGAAUGUUAAAAGUAUUGACACCAGAUAGACUAAGCACUAUGCCAUGAGGAGGAAAUGCUCUAUUCGCUUCUCUAGUUUUUAAGAGGCCUGAUGUAGAGCAACAUUCAUAACCAGCUACUCAUUCAGCAAAAGGAAUAACAUGCCAAAAAAAUAAGGAAACACAUUGUAUUCAAAGUCUAAAUAAAAAAUACAAAAUGCUGGCAGAACUCAGCAGGCCAGACAGCAUCUAUGGGAGGAGGUAAUAACAACGUUUCGGGCCGAAACCCUUCAUCAGGAGUGAAGUAACAUGGGAUG
Messenger RNA from Hypanus sabinus (Atlantic stingray), 3596 nucleotides. RefSeq lists its product as uncharacterized. The transcript has 2 exons. Lineage: Eukaryota; Metazoa; Chordata; Chondrichthyes; Myliobatiformes; Dasyatidae. Bases 173 to 838 code for a protein of 221 amino acids. The record is from RefSeq and is a predicted model, not a curated record.